Myotis myotis is the source of this 3239-nucleotide messenger RNA. It is a transcript of the gene VPS35, whose product is annotated as VPS35 retromer complex component. The record is from RefSeq and is a predicted model, not a curated record. Gene Ontology annotation, cellular component: late endosome; retromer complex; retromer, cargo-selective complex. Lineage: Eukaryota; Metazoa; Chordata; Mammalia; Chiroptera; Vespertilionidae. The coding region runs from base 103 to 2493 and encodes 796 amino acids. Gene Ontology annotation, biological process: intracellular protein transport; retrograde transport, endosome to Golgi. The transcript has 17 exons.
GCGGGGCUAGAGAGGGCGGGGCCUGGGGGCCUCGGCGUCACCUGACCGCGGCUGGCUCGGCGCGCGGAGGCUGCUGAGUGCUGCAGGUCCCGGGGCGUCGCCAUGCCUACGACACAGCAGUCCCCGCAGGACGAGCAGGAGAAGCUGCUGGAUGAGGCUGUGCAGGCUGUCAAGGUGCAGUCCUUCCAGAUGAAGAGAUGCCUGGACAAAAACAAGCUCAUGGACGCGCUGAAACACGCCUCCAACAUGCUUGGGGAGCUGCGGACCUCCAUGCUGUCGCCCAAGAGCUACUACGAACUCUACAUGGCUAUUUCUGAUGAGCUGCACUACUUGGAGGUCUACCUGACGGACGAGUUCGCCAAAGGACGGAAGGUGGCGGAUCUCUACGAGCUGGUGCAGUACGCGGGCAACAUCAUCCCUCGGCUGUACCUGCUGAUCACGGUGGGCGUGGUGUAUGUCAAGUCUUUCCCUCAGUCCCGGAAGGACAUUCUGAAGGACCUGGUGGAGAUGUGCCGGGGGGUGCAGCACCCCCUGCGGGGCCUGUUCCUUCGCAACUACCUGCUCCAGUGCACCCGGAACAUCCUGCCCGACGAGGGGGAGCCCACCGAUGAAGAAACGACGGGCGACAUCAGUGACUCCAUGGAUUUUGUGCUCCUGAACUUUGCAGAAAUGAACAAGCUGUGGGUGCGAAUGCAGCACCAGGGCCACAGCCGCGACAGGGAGAAGCGCGAGCGGGAGCGGCAGGAGCUGCGGAUCCUGGUGGGGACCAACCUGGUGCGCCUCAGCCAGCUGGAGGGCGUCAACGUGGAGCGCUACAAGCAGAUCGUCUUGACCGGCAUAUUGGAGCAGGUCGUCAAUUGUCGGGAUGCUUUGGCUCAAGAAUACCUCAUGGAGUGUAUUAUUCAGGUUUUCCCUGACGAAUUCCACCUUCAGACCUUGAACCCUUUUCUCCGGGCCUGCGCGGAGUUACACCAGAACGUGAAUGUGAAGAACAUCAUCAUCGCUCUGAUCGACAGGCUAGCGUUGUUUGCGCACCGUGAGGACGGGCCUGGCAUCCCCGCAGACAUCAAGCUCUUCGACAUAUUCUCGCAGCAGGUGGCGACUGUGAUCCAGUCUAGACAGGACAUGCCCUCGGAGGAUGUCGUGUCCUUACAAGUCUCCCUCAUCAACCUGGCGAUGAAGUGCUACCCGGACCGAGUGGACUAUGUCGAUAAAGUUCUGGAGACGACAGUGGAGAUAUUUAACAAGCUCAACCUGGAACACAUCGCCACCAGCAGCGCGGUCUCCAAGGAGCUCACCAGGCUGCUGAAGAUCCCCGUGGACGCCUACAGCAACGUGCUGACCGUGCUGAAGCUGAGGCACUUCCACCCGCUCUUCGAGUACUUCGACUACGAGUCCAGGAAGAGCAUGAGCUGCUACGUGCUCAGCAAUGUUCUGGAUUAUAACACGGAGAUCGUCUCUCAGGACCAGGUGGACGCCAUCAUGAACCUCGUCUCCACGCUGAUCCAGGACCAGCCCGAUCAGCCCGCGGAGGACCCGGACCCCGAGGACUUCGCCGACGAGCAGAGCCUCGUGGGCCGGUUCAUCCACCUCCUGCGGUCGGAGGACCCCGACCAGCAGUACCUGAUUUUAAACACGGCACGGAAACAUUUUGGAGCUGGCGGGAACCAGCGGAUCCGCUUCACGCUGCCGCCCCUGGUGUUCGCGGCCUACCAGCUGGCCUUCCGCUACAAGCAGAAUUCCAAAGUGGACGACAAGUGGGAGAAGAAGUGCCAGAAGAUCUUCUCCUUUGCUCACCAGACCAUCAGCGCCCUGAUCAAGGCCGAGCUGGCGGAGCUGCCCCUCCGGCUGUUCCUGCAGGGCGCCCUCGCGGCCGGCGAGAUCGGCUUUGAGAACCACGAGACAGUAGCGUAUGAGUUCAUGUCCCAGGCGUUCUCUCUGUAUGAGGAUGAGAUCAGUGACUCCAAAGCCCAGCUGGCGGCCAUCACGCUGAUCAUCGGCACAUUCGAGAGGAUGAAGUGCUUCGGCGAGGAGAACCACGAGCCGCUGAGGACGCAGUGCGCUCUCGCCGCCUCCAAGCUCCUGAAGAAGCCGGACCAGGGCCGAGCCGUGAGCACCUGCGCCCAUCUCUUCUGGUCCGGCAGGAACACCGACAAGAACGGGGAGGAGCUGCAUGGAGGCAAGAGGGUCAUGGAAUGCCUGAAGAAAGCUCUGAAAAUAGCAAACCAGUGCAUGGACCCCUCGCUGCAAGUGCAACUCUUUAUAGAGAUUCUGAACAGAUACAUCUACUUUUACGAGAAGGAGAAUGAUGCGGUCACAAUUCAGGUUCUGAACCAGCUUAUCCAGAAGAUCCGAGAAGACCUCCCCAAUCUCGAGUCCAGUGAAGAGACGGAGCAGAUUGACAAGCACUUCCACAACACGCUGGAGCACCUGCGCCGCAGGCGGGAGGCCCCGGAGCCCGAGGGGCCCAUUUACGAAGGCCUCGUCCUGUGAGGGCGGCCCCUCCCCGUGCAGAGGCGUAGUCCGUAGGCCUCCCUCCCGUAGAUCGUGCCUUCAGAAAUGCUGAGUAGGCCUCCCGUCUCUCACCCGUGGUGUGUGUGACCCGGCACCUCCGGACACUCACCUUCAAGACCUUAAUAAAGUUACUCACUUCAUAAGUGUUCAGGCCGACUGAUCACCCAAAGUGGCAUGAUUGAUCUGCUAUUUAAAAUUAUCGUGAUUUGUAAAAAAACAAAAGUAUUUAAAAACCACUUCUCGCGGCUACUAAUGAAGCUCUCCUUCCUCUCUUCCUGUCCUGUUCCAUGUUGGUUGUGUCAUUUCCUCGUGACUGGGAGCACUAACCCGUGUCUGUCUCUGUUCGCUAGUCCAGUGUGAGGUUAAUUUAGGCGAAAGGAAUACUGUCUGUGAAGUUCAGCUGGGGCUCCUCCCUCAGUGCAAGAUGAGGCCCUGUGUAAUAUUUCCCCUGAAAUAGAAUAUAUUAAUGCAUGUUGGAGGCUCUAAAGCACCAUGGUCAAAACCAGAAGCUAUAUUUUGCAUAUUUGGACUCAGCCAUCAUUAAGAACCUAUGUCGUCGUCCCCUUGACAUAUUUAUCAAAAUAAUUUUGUUCUAAAUAGUAUAAAAUAGAAAAUUUGUGAUCUAUAUGAUUCAUGUAUAACCUUCAAUGUCAAUUUAGGGGGAAAUGCAUCAGACCAUUAUCACAAUUUUUUUUCACCAGUGAGAAUAAAGUUGCUAUUAACAA